Molecule: messenger RNA, 1038 nt
Organism: Fonsecaea multimorphosa CBS 102226
Lineage: Eukaryota; Fungi; Ascomycota; Eurotiomycetes; Chaetothyriales; Herpotrichiellaceae
Exons: 1
Coding region: 1-1038 (345 amino acids)
Biological process (GO): regulation of store-operated calcium entry
Cellular component (GO): endoplasmic reticulum membrane
Source: RefSeq, a predicted model, not a curated record
AUGACGGGCGUGGCAAGGAUCAAGCUGCUUAUCCUCUUAACCCUCCUCCUAGCAGGCACAGCUCUCUCGGCUCGCAAGACCAACCCCAAGAAAGUACCCAAGAAUGCAGUCUUGCUUUCCAAGGUCUCUGCUAUCACCGUCCGCGCCGGCAAACAAACCACCUUUCGCCGAGUCUCUCCGGUGCCUCAAUUACAAUGUGUGGGACCCUCGAGAAUAUGCAAGCUAUACACGGUUGAUGUCAUGAGGUGCACCAAUGAGGGCUCUGACUAUGAUGAGAACAACGUGCAGUGGAGCUGCAAAGCUUCCCUUCCGGAUGAAUUCAAGCUCGGAAGCACAGAAGUAACGUGCGAAGGCUACGAGAGCAGCGAAGAUCCAUAUGUCCUCUCGGGAAGUUGCGGUGUCGAAUACACUCUUCUGUUGACCGAGAAGGGCGAGGAAAAGUAUGGUUCUGGCAGCUUCUUUGACUUUCGUGGUUCUCGCGGCAAUGAGAACUCGGGAGAGAAAUACGCAGGCUACCUGUUCAUGGUAUUGUUCGGACUGGUUCUAUUUAUCAUCUUGCGUGGCCUUUACAAUGCCUGGCGCAAUGACACGCCACGAAGAAGACCACGAGGAGGCGGUGGGUUUGGUGGAGGUGGAGACGACAAUGAUCCUCCACCUCCCUACGAUCCGCGGCCACCUCCACGACCGAAAAAGGCGACCUGGUCAUCAGGUUCAGGUUCAGGUUCAGGUUCAAGAUCAGGACAUCCGAGUGCUGGAAACCAGGAACAAGGCUGGCGUCCUGGAUUCUGGACCGGUACGGCUGCUGGAGCUGCUGCGGGAUAUUUCGCUGGGAGAGGUGCGCGCACACAGCCUGAGCCGCCACAGCCCCGGCCGGCGUUCGGUGGAUGGUUCGGAGGCGGCGGAGGAGGAGGAGGCGGUGGCUACGAAGCGCCCACCAGACCCCGACCGUCUUCAUCAAGGACUACAAGUUCGCCCAGCUCGAGCUAUUCGAGCACGAGACAUCAAAGCACUGGAUUUGGAGGGACCAGCCGUCGGUAA